This is a messenger RNA of Kogia breviceps (pygmy sperm whale), 1456 nucleotides long. It is a transcript of the gene RP2, whose product is annotated as RP2 activator of ARL3 GTPase. Gene Ontology annotation, cellular component: periciliary membrane compartment; cilium. The record is from RefSeq and is a predicted model, not a curated record. Gene Ontology annotation, molecular function: GTPase activator activity. Lineage: Eukaryota; Metazoa; Chordata; Mammalia; Artiodactyla; Physeteridae. Gene Ontology annotation, biological process: post-Golgi vesicle-mediated transport.
GGAGCCGGGCGUGGAUUGGCUGCGUGCGUAAGUCGGCCUCUCUUCAUAGGCUGCGCAGGGCUGCUCGCGGGACUUGGAUUGGCUCCCCGGGCGCUGAGCGGUCAUUGGCUGCGGUGGGUCGUCAAGGCGACUGAGAGGAAAAAAAGAGAAGGGGUUCGGGGCCUGGCCGGCGUACCGAGGCUGCGGGUGGCUGGGCGGUUCCACGGGGCGGUGUUCGGAGAGCUGCGGGGCCCGGGCCCCCGGGGUUCACGCCACAACUCCAGGAGGUGCCUCAGCCAGCGCGCCGGCGAGGAGUAGCGGCUAGUGGGACCCCGCGGGCCGGGACCAUGGGCUGCUUCUUCUCCAAGAGGCGGAAGGCUGAGAAGGAGUCGCAGCCGGAGGGCGAGGAGGAGCGGCCGAAGCAGUACAGCUGGGACCAGCGCGAGAAGGUUGAUCCGAAAGACUACAUGUUCAGUGGACUGAAGGAUGAAACAGUAGGUCGCUUACCUGGGAAAGUGGCAGGACAACAGUUUCUCAUUCAAGACUGUGAGAACUGUAACAUCUAUAUUUUUGAUCACUCUGCUACAGUUACUAUUGAUGACUGUACUAACUGUGUCAUUUUUCUGGGACCGGUGAAAGGUAGUGUGUUUUUCCGGAAUUGCAGAGAUUGCAAGUGUGCAUUAGCCUGCCAACAGUUUCGUGUGCGGGAUUGUAGAAAGCUGGAAGUCUUUUUGUGCUGUGCCACUCAGCCCAUUAUUGAAUCUUCCACGAAUAUCAAGUUUGGCUGUUUUCAAUGGUACUACCCUGAAUUAGCUUUCCAGUUCAAAGAUGCAGGGCUCAGUAUCUUCAAUAAUACCUGGAGUAACAUUCAUGACUUUACACCUGUGUCAGGAGAACUCAAUUGGAGCCUUCUUCCAGAAGAUGCUGUCAUUCAGGACCAUGUUCCUCUACCUACUACCGAAGAGCUCAAAGCUGUCCGCCUUUCCACAGAAGCGAGUAGAAGUAUCGUUCCAGUGUCCCGGGGUCAGAGACAGAAGAACAGUGAUGAGUCAUGCUUAGUGGUAUUAUUUGCUGGUGAUUAUACUAUCGCAAAUGCCAGGAAACUAAUUGAUGAGCUGGUUGGUAAAGGCUUUUUCCUGGUUCAGACAAAGGAGGUGUCAAUGAAAGCUGAAGAUGCUCAAAGGGUUUUUCGGGACAAAGCACCUGACUUCCUUCCUCUUCUGAACAAAGGUCCUGUUAUUGCCUUGGAGUUCAGUGGAGAUGGUGCUGUAGAAGGAUGUCAACUUAUUGUCAAUGAGAUAUUCAGUGGGACCAAGAUGUUUGUAUCAGAAAGCAAGGAUGCGGCAUCUGGAGAUGUAGACAGCUUCUACAACUUUGCUGAUAUACAGAUGGGAAUAUGAAGUGCAAGGUGGAAUAAAGGACUUGAUUUUAAGCCCUUUUCAAUUUGUGUAUUAGCAAUGUUUUUUUUGUUUGUUUG